Messenger RNA from Pelagomonas calceolata, 738 nucleotides. Lineage: Eukaryota; Pelagophyceae; Pelagomonadales; Pelagomonadaceae. The record is from the annotation of a GenBank genome assembly.
AUGUCGACCAUCACCGUCCCGGAGGGAGCCGCGCCCGGGGCAACCCUGCGAGUCACGACAAGCAAUGGACCUGUUGACAUCGUCGUUCCGCCCGGCGCGACGCCAGGAACCCAGCUCCCGGUGCCGAUGCCGGCGCAGCAGCCCCUGAUCCAGCAGCCGUUUCGGCAGAUGAUGUACCGGGUGCAGCCCGCGCCCAUGGAGAUCGUCGAGAACACGUCGGCCUUCGGCGCCGUGGUGCACACCCUCAAGGGCGAGGUAAAGAAGGAGGGCUGCUGCCCGUCGAUCACGGGCGGCUGCCGUACCGAGCAGAACGUGUUGACGCUCUUCGAGGGCGGCAUCCAGGCGCAGUCCAUGGACACGGACUGCUUCGGCCUCUACUCGCACACGUACGUGAACGUCAUCCCCAAGCACACGAUUAUUGCGGUGGACGUCGACUCGAAGCAGGCGUGCACCCAGUGCAAUCCCCUCAACUGCAAGCCGUGGUGCUGCUGCGCGAACUCCGUCGUCCAUUUCAAGGUCAAGAAGGACCCCUCGAUGAACAUGGUGUGGUGGAUGGACGAGACGAACGUGUACCUCAAGAUGAGCGGCAUCGCCGACUCGCACAUCCUGUUCGACUACGUGUACGGGGUGCUGGCGAAGUCGGGCGUCAGCGACCGCGCCCACAACCUCGCCCACAUGAUGGCGGGCGGCCUCUGCGACAAGGCCGACGUGACGCUCGACCUGGGUUUUUCUGCGUAG